Molecule: messenger RNA, 295 nt
Organism: Notothenia coriiceps (black rockcod)
Lineage: Eukaryota; Metazoa; Chordata; Actinopteri; Perciformes; Nototheniidae
Product: CLIP-associating protein 1-like
Exons: 2
Source: RefSeq, a predicted model, not a curated record
AUGUGUCUCUGUGUUUCAGCCGGCAGCAGGUCAGGCUCUCCCGGGCGUUUGCUGAGCUCCACAUACGGCCCUCGGACCUCUCGGCUGAACGCUGCCCCCCCCCUCGCCGGCAGCAUCCCCCCCGGCCUCAUUGACCUCCGACCCCGAGGCCACCGGAGCCAGGGCUGCAGCAGAGAGACCAGCCCCAGCCGGGCCGCCAAAGCCCAGAGCAGGAUCCCUCGACCCAGCAUGAGUCAGGGCUGCAGCCGAGAGACCAGCCGAGACACCAGCCCUGCCCGGGGGUUCUCCCCCCUGG